CAAAAGAGGAUCAUGAUAAACUCUACACAGGUUUCAUAUUUCAUACUCUCUGCCUACUUUGACACUGGGCUUUUUAAAUAUUUAUUUUUCAUCACUGUCAUGUCUUUAUAUAUUCUGAUUAUUUGUGCCAACAUUUUGAUGAUUGUGAUUAUCUGUAUGAACAGAAGUUUACAUGAACCUAUGUACCUGUUUCUGUGCAAUAUGUUUGUAAAUGAAGUGCUUGGUAGCACAGCAGUGUUUCCAUUCCUUUUGGUUCAGAUCCUCUCUGACAUGCACACAGUUUCUACUUCUUUUUGUUUCCUGCAGAUUUUCUGUGGGUAUACAUAUGCAAACAUACAAUUUUGGAACUUAGCCAUCAUGUCUUAUGACAGAUACCUUGCUAUCUGCUAUCCUUUACAGUAUAACACACAAAUGACCUCAAAGAAAGUUGCCAUGCUCAUUGCUCUAAUAUGGUUAUUCCCAUGUAUUCAUGUUGCUGUCAUGAUAUCUCUGACUGCCUCUUUGCAGCUGUGUAGAAACAUCAUUAACAAAGUGUUGUGUGACAACUAUAGUAUCGCCAAACUGGGUUGCUCUGAUACAACAGUCAACAACAUCUAUGGACUUAUUUACACAUUUAUCAUAGUAGUUGGACUUGUAACUUUAAUCUUUUACUCUUACAUCAGGAUUCUUAAAAUCUGUUUUUCUGGUUCUAAACAGACCAGACAAAAAGCUUUCAGUACCUGCACACGUCACCUUGCUUCUCUGAUCAACUUUUCUUUUGGCUGUUUCUUUGAGGUUUUACAGAGCAGGUUUAAUAUGAGCAGUGUACCCAACAUGUUACGAAUACUUUUAUCAAUAUAUUUUCUUACAUGUCAGCCGCUCUUCAACCCUGUACUGUAUGGACUGAAUAUGUCCAAAAUCCGCAUCAUAUGCAGAAGUCUGGUCUGUGGUCAGUUUUAG
Molecule: messenger RNA, 939 nt
Organism: Lates calcarifer (barramundi perch)
Lineage: Eukaryota; Metazoa; Chordata; Actinopteri; Centropomidae
Product: olfactory receptor 1500-like
Exons: 1
Coding region: 13-939 (308 amino acids)
Biological process (GO): G protein-coupled receptor signaling pathway
Cellular component (GO): membrane
Molecular function (GO): olfactory receptor activity; G protein-coupled receptor activity
Source: RefSeq, a predicted model, not a curated record